GAUCGGUUUUAACAUACAUACACACUGGGACGGGACACAGUGCUCGGCCAUGAUACACCGAGAGAGGGCUGACAUACGUGUACCAUACAAACAUUUCAAGCAUGGGGAUACCUAAAGUGUCGAUCCUCUCCCCUCAUUGUGAAACAACUAGGAUUUUGGUGUCCGCGUUGCCAUGGUUUCCCCGCUGCUCCUGGGUGCGGUGUGCGGAGUCUCUGUGGUAGCUGUAGCUGUCGUCAUCAUUAUCGUUUACAUACUUUACCGUAAACGACACAGAGCAACGUCCUGUAUUUCAAGCCACAGCGGAUACGAGGCUGUUGGAGAGUGCAAACCGCCAUCUUUGUUGUCUUUAACGUCAGGAUCUCAGGAAAUUUCUAUCACCAAAGAGAAUCGGCCGGUACAGCCUCGAUCUGCAUCAAUGUCGACUACGUCACGAGGAAGUCUGCGCAGUGAGCAAUUCACCGACGAUACCAGCAGCCUUAGUGCUAAGAGCGACGCCAGCGUUGACAGUCUGGUGUUUGAAGCCAACUUUGGUGCUAUCCGACCAGAUCUGUAUCCUCGUCGAGACGUGGUUCUGCAGCAGUCUUCCCUGGAUGGCGGGCAUGGUCGUCUUCACACAAGGCUCACUUACGACUUCAGGACGUCGGAUCUGGUGGUGCACAUGAUCGAAGCCCAAGACCUGCCACUAUCGGAACUUCUCGGAGGAUUCAGUGAUCCCUACAUACGUAUUGCAUUAGUGCCGAGCGUUGACGAGCGUAUCCGACAGUCAUCCGUCAAGAGGAAGACUUCUAACCCUUACUAUAACGAACGGUUCAAGUUCCCUGUUGCCUUUGACGAAGUGAAAGACAAGCUGUUAGUGUUUCAUAUAUAUGAUUACGACAAGUUCUCUCGUCAUAACGUUAUAGGCGAAGUGCAGAUUGACCUGGGAAAGGUGGAAAUCAGCAACAGUGUGGAAAUGUGGUGUGACAUUCAGAAACAUCAAAAGGCCUCGGGCAUACUGGGUGAGUUGCUGGUGUCGCUGAGUUAUCUCCCCACUGCCGAACGCCUCACAGUGGUCAUCAUGAAGGCCAAGGAACUGACCGUGUCCAGCAACCCACCUUCAGCAGAUCCUUAUGUCCGGUUGACCCUCCUUGUGGAAGGAAAGAAGAUCAAGAGAAAGAAGACUUCUGUUAUACGUAGUUCAACAAAUCCGGUUUGGAACGAGGCCCUCACGUUCAACGUUCCGGCGGACGUGCUACCAAAGGUGGGCCUGGAGUGUUGUGUUAUGGACCAUGAUCUGAUCGGACAUGGGGAAAUCAUCGGUCGGUGUAUGCUGGGCCCAGACAGGCCGGGGAAAGAAGGCAAUCACUGGAAUGAAAUGCUACACAAUCAGAGAAAGUCAAAUGCCAUGUGGCAUAACCUUAGAAAGUAGCUGCCAAGUCCAUACGAUGUCGCACCGUUGUUCACUGUUAACACUGAGUUCCACCGUGACUCCAAGGAAUGUGCGAUAUAUGCAUUCAGCUAAGGUGGCUGAUACGAUCUGAACAAUACCUACAAAACAGACUACAAAAACGGGAAAUCGUUUGUGUUUCAAGUUGGUAUUUGUAUUGACCACAUGAUUGAUACCAAUUCACUUCCAGAACAAUUUGAACCGCCACCUUACUCUCUUCAGACGGAGUAUAACUGUGACUUGGUGCCAAGAAAGAUGGUCGACACCCAUGGACACAGGUGCUAAACAUUGGGAACGGUUUGAACAAUAACAAUGAUCUGUUCAGACACUAAUUAUAGUUACCAACAUGAGACAUUACUGCACUUACUGUUCAGUAUCUACUACGGUAGAUCGAUUAUUAUAAAUUUGUACUGCAGUAAAAGAGAUGAGACAGUACUAUGAGCCACCAUGCUGUGACACUAAAACAGAAAGGUAGGAAAAGUACCGGAAAUAUAGGUACAUCUGUAUUAAUUAAAUGCCUUACAUGUGCUAAGGGCGUUGAACUUGUCCUUCCACACUCUUUGGAUAAGCCAUGUCAACUGGCGCCUGGUUGACUGCAGUGUGAGCUGUCGAUUGGGCGUUAUUGAUACAGAUGAAUAUAUGUACCAUUCCAUGAACCUCAUGAGAUGUCAGUUGUUUAAUGGAAAACUAUUGCAAGCAGUGUACAUUUUGUGACAUGGUAAUGAUAAAGUUGUAUGUUUGUCUAUGUCCAUUCGUCAGACAGAAACAAUGCAUCUUGUGGAUUCUUAGCUGCAUUGUUCGAACAGUAUCUACAGUAAAUGAAUUGUAAUCACUAACAACCGGUCAUAUCUGAGACACAUAUCAACAAAUUCAGCAACGUUCUCAUUUCAUAUUCGUUCAACAAGACAAUGUCAGACAUAGCUACAGUGAAUCGAUUUUCACGGAAUGAAAGAGUAUACAAGAAAACCAUGGAAAUGUUAGAACAGUUGCAUUUACAAUUUGUCUGAAGUAUUUACUCAACGUUUGGAAGAGCAUAAUUAUAUUCCAUUUGAUUAUUGAUCAUAUUUUACUUCCAAGCCAAUGAAGCAGUUUAGCUGUAUGUACGUGCAGCUGUGUGGUGUGAUAUAUAUAUAUUAUGUGUAUAUAUACAAUGUAUUUACACGUGUUUUGGUAUUGUCACAGACUUGUGGGUAAGUCACUUGUAAGUUGUCAGUAAUGCUUCCUUUUUGCCUCGUGAUAUAAUAUUUCCAUUUGUUAAUAUCGCGAGCUUGUACAUAUCCAGAUGUUCACAGUUUGUGUUUAUGCAGAACGACUGUUAGUGAAAAGGUAAUAGCAUAAUUUAUAUUUUUUAUAUGUUUCCAUGAUUUUCAAACAUUUUCAGUUUGUUAACAUUUUCAAUAUUAUCUCAACAUUCUGCCACUCCUUUUAGUAUUACAAAUCAAAGAAGUAGCUGUAUGUAGUUAAUAUAUGGCAUUUGAUACAUUCCUGUUUAACAUUCAGAUAUGUCCCAAUAUUAUGCUAGUUCAGUGUCUGUUGAAGCAGCAGAUUCCAGGAUAGAAUUACACACUACCAGGUGACUAGAACUGGAACAGGGUGACCUCGGUGACUGACCUCAGCUGAUCACCGACUUUCGGGCAUUGUCUGGCUUCAUUAGUAGGACUUCCAAUCUUGACAGCACGGCUUGUUGGUCAAGCGGCCAAGUAGGGUUUCUUUGUCGCGGGUUUCUGGUAUUUCAGUCCCAGUGUAAGCCAUGGAACUAAAGAACUCAGCUGUGAUCCUCAAUCUGCAGUUCUUGAGCGGGGUUCUAGUUGUACAGUACUUGAGUUCUGCAUGCAUUGUUACACACAACUCCUGGAUCAGGAAAUGUCUUUGUACAUAAUUCUGCACUUCCUGGAUGUUUUGACACCUUUUGAAUAUUUGUACAAAUAUAUUUGCCUUUAAGUAACCUGUCUCCAUACCCUAUAUUCUUUCAUCUUAAUGCCUUAAGUGUGUAUUAUCUGAAUGCCGUGGCACACCAACACCAGCUACAUUAUAUUUGUGGAUGAACAAUGUAUGUUUGUACUAUACGUUUUCAUGUUUACCUUUCCACCAGCAUGUAACAUCUGCUGUCAUGGGCGGUUCAUCAACGCCAACUGCAGCACUAAAGGCACUGUAUCACACCAAACUUCUCUAAGAAAAAUUAAUGCAUUUCUCUCAGUCAUGCUAACUAUCAGCCAUCAGGAAACUACCAUAUAAUUAAUUCCCAUCAAAAUUACGUAUUUAGAUAACAGUAUUAUAUUAAAUAGCUAGAAUGAAUUAAUGCAACGUUGCAUUAAAUAGAUUCUUGCGCCGAUAAUUAUUUCAAUCGAACCCCACAGAGUUACGUCCCUUGGAGCGCUCUUUACGAAUAUCCUACGCACAACUUAUGAAACCAGUUCGGCAAACACCGACAA
Molecule: messenger RNA, 3858 nt
Organism: Haliotis rubra (blacklip abalone)
Lineage: Eukaryota; Metazoa; Mollusca; Gastropoda; Lepetellida; Haliotidae
Product: synaptotagmin-6-like
Exons: 7
Coding region: 173-1408 (411 amino acids)
Biological process (GO): regulation of dopamine secretion; cellular response to calcium ion; regulation of calcium ion-dependent exocytosis
Cellular component (GO): membrane
Molecular function (GO): phosphatidylserine binding; clathrin binding; syntaxin binding
Source: RefSeq, a predicted model, not a curated record